This is a messenger RNA of Trichomonas vaginalis G3, 384 nucleotides long. Its product is annotated as 3-hydroxyacyl-CoA dehydrogenase protein. Gene Ontology annotation, molecular function: (3S)-3-hydroxyacyl-CoA dehydrogenase (NAD+) activity. The transcript has a single exon. The coding region runs from base 1 to 384 and encodes 127 amino acids. The record is from RefSeq and is a predicted model, not a curated record. Gene Ontology annotation, biological process: fatty acid beta-oxidation. NCBI's taxonomy places the organism in Eukaryota, Parabasalia, Trichomonadida, Trichomonadidae.
AUGGGUCAUGAAGGAACAGAUCAAAAAUGCUAUGAUACAAUUGUAGAAUUCGCUGCACGGAUGGGAAUGAUACCACUUAAGCUCAAGAAGGAGCAACCAGGAUACAUCUUGAACUCAUUACUUGUUCCAUUAUUAACUUCAGCCCAAGUUUUAUUUGCCAAUGGUGUUGCUGAUUUUGAAACCAUUGAUUUAACAUGGCGCCUAGCAACUGGAGCUCCAAUGGGCCCAUUCAAAAUACUUGAUAUUGUUGGGCUUGAUACAGCUUACAAUAUUGUAUCAAUGAAUCCACUAUCAAAGGAUCAAACAAGUGCUCACUACAAAGUCGUUCAGAUUCUUAAGGAAUAUAUUGAUAAUGGUAAGAAAGGAAUUUCAACUGGCGAAUGA